CCCUUCGAGGCUUUCAAUCCUGGGGGUAAACCCUUUAAAGAAAUUAGAGCAUAGGGAUGAGCCCUUCUGAAUGGAACACAGAGGAAGAAGAAUGACCGUUAGAGGGCAGCUCCAACCAUAACGCGUUCCCUCAGUCAGAGCGGCUUUGGUUGCCUCCUCGCUUCUCUGACGUCAUAGACACACGUCGAGAGAAACGCGGGAAAACUGCCACAGCAGAAUGGAUCCAGCGGAGGUAGAGUUUCUCGCUGAGAAAGAGAUGGUAAAAAUAAUCCCGAAUUUCAGUCUCGACAAAAUCUAUUUGAUUGGGGGAGAUCUGGGUCCGUUUAACCCGGGUCUGCCAGUGGAAGUCCCCGUGUGGUUGGCCCUCAAUCUUAAACAGAGACAGAAAUGCAGGAUAGUUCCUCCGGAGUGGAUGGACACUGACAAACUAGAGGAGAUCCGUGAACAGGAGAGAAAACUAGACACUUUUACUCCUAUUCCGAGUCUGUAUUACAUGGAGCUAACCAAAUUAUUACUCAACCAUGCUGCAGAUAACAUCCCCAAAGCCGAUGAGAUUCGAACCCUAGUGAAGGACAUCUGGGACACGCGUGUGGCCAAGCUAAGACUUUCUGCGGAUAGUUUCAUCAGCCAGCAGGAGGCUCACGCGCAGCUGGAUAAUCUCACGCUAAUGGAGAUCAACACCACACGCUCAUUUCUGCUGGACUCUCUGAACUACAUGUAUAAACUGCGCUCAAACCUGCAGCCGGGCAGAAGUCAGGACUACUGAGAUGUUCCCAAAUAAUGGAGAAAUUCUCUACCAGAUCGAUCUGUUAUUUUUCAGCCUUGAAAUGUUUUGACCAUUUUUAUUUGUGUUGUCUAAAUAAAUUUGUACACCUGUUUU
This is a messenger RNA of Carassius carassius (crucian carp), 880 nucleotides long. RefSeq names its product GINS complex subunit 2 (gene gins2). Bases 218 to 766 code for a protein of 182 amino acids. The transcript has 6 exons. NCBI's taxonomy places the organism in Eukaryota, Metazoa, Chordata, Actinopteri, Cypriniformes, Cyprinidae. Gene Ontology annotation, biological process: double-strand break repair via break-induced replication; DNA replication. The record is from RefSeq and is a predicted model, not a curated record. Gene Ontology annotation, cellular component: GINS complex; nucleus.